AGCGAUAAGGUAGCUCGAGCGCCAUCCCCCGACGCGGAUGGGAAUGAAGGAGGUGCGGAAGGAAGCGCGCCGAAGAAAAGCAAGGAUGCGGGGAGGCGGGAUGCUGCCGGUUAUGCAAAAUCACGCAAAGGGAAGGAGAAGGACGGAAAAAAUAAGGGGCGACGACGGGGGACACGACCUGCGGAUAGUGCAAGCAACACGGAGUCGAAAGCACCCAGGCUGCCAAAGAGACAAACCGCCCUUCUCAUUGGAUUUUGCGGGACGGGGUGUAAUGGGAUGCAAAUCCAGCCCGACGUUCGGACUAUCGAGGGCGUGCUUUUCGGGGCUCUCGUGAGAGCAGGGGCAGUUUCUCAAGAUAACGCCGAUGACCCUGUCAAGGUUAGCCUUGGCAGGGCUGCACGAACGGAUGCCGGUGUUCAUGCAGCAGGAAACCUUGUAUCGAUGAAGCUAAUAACGACAAUUCCUGGAGUGAACGAUAUUGUCGCCCGGAUCAACGAGGAACUCCCUCCUGAAAUCCGCCUCUGGGGUCAUGUCCGAGUACAGAAUUCAUUCAAUGCCAGAAUGUCGUGUGAUAGCCGGAAAUAUACUUAUUUCUUCCCAAGCUAUCUUUUGAUUCCACCCAAACCAGGCUCUGGUCUGCACCGUACGUUAGGCCAGCACGCGGACUCCACAAAAGCACCCAGUGAUGCAAUCAAACCGUCACAUCCCUUCUGGGGUACCGGCGACACGUCCACCCGAGAAGACGACCUCGAGCGCAAGCGAAAGUGGAGAAUCAGCGCAGACUCAAUCGAGCGUCUUAGACUAACGGUGCACAAAUAUGAAGGCACUCACAACUUUCACAACUUCACAGUAGGGAGAGAGUUUGGUGACCGCAGCAAUCAGCGACAUAUGAAGAAAAUUGAAAUAUCCGAACCGGCAGUGUAUGGCGGUACGGAAUGGAUAAGUGUCCUCUUUCAUGGACAGAGUUUCAUGCUGCACCAGGUACGUAAGAUGAUGGCUGCUUUGGUUCUAUCCUGUCGAACGGAUACUCCUGACCAAGUCAUUGACGAGCUAUACGGCCCCCGCACUGUAUUCAUUCCUAAAAUGCCUGCUCUUGGCCUAUUAUUGGAGUACCCAAUAUUCGAGUCAUACAACAGGAAAGUAUCAGCUAUCAACAACAAGCUAGAACUUACACAUCCUGACUACCGACCCCUCAUCGACUUCGAAAUGCAUCGAGAUGACAUCGACAAGUUCAAACAAAAGUAUAUAUAUGACAACAUGCGAUCCAUCGAAGAUCAUAGUGGAAUUUUCGAUGCAUGGAUUCGAUCUAUUGACAUGUAUGCGGGAAAUGAUUUGUUAUAUCUCAAUCCCAGGGGUAUAAUACCCGCCGCAGCCGUCAUUAAGAAGGGGGAAAAGAGAGAUAACGUCUUUCGCGAAAGAAAGCGAUUUGACGCAACCAGUUUUUCGGCAGAAACAAAAGAGAAUCUUCUGACACAAGACGAUGAAGAAGAGGAGGACGCUGUGCCUCUGAACAGAGAACUACUAGAGGACACAGAAGGCUGACCAUCCGAACGUCCCUCCUAGCGCAAGUUUUCGAGUACGCAGAUGUGUUGAUUUGCAGGAGAGAAUGAUAUGAGUAUUUAUAGUGCAAUAUAUUAGCUGAAAUAGCUAGGUGACAUCACGAUUGGAACUUCCUCAUUGUCUGAAUCUCGUCAAGUAAUGCUUGCAACCUAUCGUCGUCGAUUUUCACGAGGCUAUGUAACACUUAUGUCAGUAGGAUAGUCUCAUAAUGUGCAAAUCAUUAUACCUUGGUAUGACACUCUU
Serpula lacrymans var. lacrymans S7.9 is the source of this 1803-nucleotide messenger RNA. RefSeq lists its product as uncharacterized. The transcript is spliced from 9 exons. Gene Ontology annotation, cellular component: nucleus. Gene Ontology annotation, biological process: mRNA pseudouridine synthesis; tRNA pseudouridine synthesis. The record is from RefSeq and is a predicted model, not a curated record. The coding region runs from base 277 to 1542 and encodes 421 amino acids. Gene Ontology annotation, molecular function: pseudouridine synthase activity; RNA binding. NCBI's taxonomy places the organism in Eukaryota, Fungi, Basidiomycota, Agaricomycetes, Boletales, Serpulaceae.